AUGGCUUUAGCAGCAGCGACUAUCUUCUUUCCGACUCCGGUAUCCGUCCGAUCUCCGGCUAAAUUCCUUCGCCGUCCCUCAAAUCCAUUCUUGUUUCUCGUUUCUCCGACGAAUGGAUCAGCGAGUACCAGAAACGGCGGACGCCGGCAAAUCAGGCGGCCGUUUGUAGCAAAUGCUUCCCCGUUGGAGGAAGAUGACGGCGUUUCUCUAGGAACCAUGAAGCUUCCGUUGGAUACAGAUGUCGCGAGAUUCGAAACCCUUCUUUUUCAGUGGGCUAAUAGUCUUUGCCAAGGAGCUAAUAUACCUCUUCCUGUUCCUCUCAAGGUGGAUAGAAUAAGUGGAGGAGCGAGGUUAGGAUUCAUAGUAAUGGAGGAUGAAGGCAAAACCGAUGUUCCGGUUUACAUUGAUUGUUUGGUUUACCAGACCACAGAGAGUGGUUCAGGACCAGUGUUCAUAGCGACGCGUAACGGGAGGAAGAAAGAUAAGGCACCUCCUGGAGAAGAAAGAAUCAUGAGAAGUCUCUUAGGUGCUCUUAAAAGAGCUGUUGAAAUUGCUCGAUCGAGGAGGAAGACAAGAGAGCCAAAGGAAGAGAAUGUGACUCUUGGACCUGCUGUUCGUGAAGGAGAAAACGUUUUCGGAGUUGUUCACAUCUUUGCUUCAUUCAACGACACUUUCAUUCACGUUACUGAUUUGUCUGGACGUGAAACGCUUGUCCGUAUCACCGGUGGAAUGAAGGUGAAAGCUGACAGGGAUGAGUCCUCGCCUUACGCAGCUAUGCUUGCUGCACAAGAUGUUGCUCAGCGAUGCAAGGAACUUGGAAUCACUGCCAUGCACGUGAAGCUCCGUGCCACGGGUGGGAACAAGACCAAGACACCUGGUCCUGGGGCUCAGUCUGCUCUUAGAGCCCUUGCCCGUUCUGGCAUGAAAAUUGGCCGCAUUGAGGAUGUUACUCCCAUCCCAACGGACAGUACCCGCCGAAAGGGUGGUAGAAGAGGAAGGAGGCUAUGA
Messenger RNA from Arabis nemorensis, 1008 nucleotides. The record is from the annotation of a GenBank genome assembly. Lineage: Eukaryota; Viridiplantae; Streptophyta; Magnoliopsida; Brassicales; Brassicaceae.